AUGACGGACGCCAUUACCAACACGACCAACGCUGGUCUCAGCAACAAGGACUCCAAGGCCCAGAAGCCCGACGCCGAGCAGGUUCAGCCGCCUAACCCUUGGCCCGAGAUGAAUGACCAGACCAUGCUCGGCGAGACGAGCGACGAGCUCAACGAUGCUCGCCUCAAGCAAAUUGCCGCUCAGGGCAGCGCUCACUUCCACCGUUUGGGCUGGAAGCGCCUGGCUAUUGUCACCAUCGUCGAGGCCGUCGCCCUUGGUGCCCUCAGUCUGCCGUCUGCCUACCACACCCUCGGAAUGUUCCCUGGUGUUUUCCUGACUAUCACUCUCGGUCUGAUGUCAAUCUUCACCAGUUACCUGAUCGGUCAGGUCAAAUUGGCCCACCCUUACGUCGCCAACUAUGCCGAUGCCGGAAGACUCUUGUUCGACCGCUUCGGUCGUUUCGGCCAGGUCGGAUAUGAAAUUUUCGGAACUGCCCUCGUUCUCGAGCUUGUCAUGAUCGUCGGCUCCCACGCCUUGACUGGAAGUAUCGCUCUGGUUGACAUCAACGGAGGCCAUGUUUGCUCCAUCGUCUUCUCGGUUGUCUCGGCCAUCAUUCUCCUCAUUCUCGCCAUCCCCCCGUCCUUCACCGAGGUUGCCAUUCUUGGUUACAUCGACUUCGUGUCUAUCCUCGCUGCUAUUGGUAUUACAGUUAUCGCCACUGGAAUCCAGGCUAGCAAGUCCGUCGGAGGUCUCUCGGGCGUCGAAUGGUCUGCUUGGCCCAAGGAGGAUCUCAGCUUCUCUGAGGCUUUUGUUGCGGUUAGCAACGUCAUUUUGGCCUUCAGUUUCGCCAUUGGUCAAUUCUCCUUCAUGGAUGAGAUGCACACUCCCAACGACUACAUGAAGUCCAUCUGGGCGUCUGGAUUCAUUCAGAUCGCCAUCUACACCCUGACUGGCGCUCUGUGCUAUGCCUUUGUUGGUCCUACGGUGCAGUCCCCAGCCUUGCUCUCCGCUGGACCUCUUAUUUCCAAGAUCGCUUUCGGAGUCGCACUCCCCGUCAUCUUCAUUUCCGGCUCAAUUAACUCGACCGUUGCCCUCCGAUACAUCCACGGCCGUAUGUACAAGAACUCCCCGCUUCGUUACAUCAACACCCCCAUGGGCUGGGCUAGCUGGAUCGUUCUUGUCGUUAUCUUUACCAUCAUUGCUUGGGUCAUUGCCGAGGCUAUCCCCAUUUUCUCGGAUCUUCUUUCGCUGGCUUCUGCUCUGUUCGUUUCCGGCUUCUCCUUCUACCUCCCGGCGAUCAUGUGGUUCGCUCUGCUCUGCAAGGGCAAGUGGUACUCCCGCGAGAACAUCCUCACCAGCGCCCUGAGUAUUCUUGCCUUCAUCAUUGGUGCCGUUACUCUCGGUGCCGGCACUUAUGCUACCAUCGUGGAUAUUGUAAUUCACGAGACAUCGAGUGGCUCUGCUCACAAGCCGUUUGCUUGCAGAACAUAG
Colletotrichum truncatum is the source of this 1470-nucleotide messenger RNA. RefSeq names its product amino acid transporter. The record is from RefSeq and is a predicted model, not a curated record. Gene Ontology annotation, biological process: amino acid transmembrane transport. NCBI's taxonomy places the organism in Eukaryota, Fungi, Ascomycota, Sordariomycetes, Glomerellales, Glomerellaceae. Gene Ontology annotation, molecular function: L-amino acid transmembrane transporter activity.